Messenger RNA from Paramecium octaurelia, 710 nucleotides. NCBI's taxonomy places the organism in Eukaryota, Ciliophora, Oligohymenophorea, Peniculida, Parameciidae. The record is from the annotation of a GenBank genome assembly.
UGGGAUGUUAAGACAGGAUAUUAAAAAGCCAAAUUAGAUGGUCAUUCUGAUACAGUUAAUUCAAUUUGUUACUCUCCUGAUGGUACUACAUUAGCAUCUGGUCGUAGAGAUAACUCUAUCCGUUUAUGGGAUGUUAAGACAGGAUAAUAAAAAGCCAAAUUAGAUGGCCAUUCAUCAACAGUUUAUUCAGUCAAUUUCUCACCUGAUGGAAAUACAUUAGCUUCUGGUAGCGAUGAUAACUCUAUCCGUUUAUGGGAUGUAAAAUCAUCAAAGGAAAUACAUCAAUCAGAUAGUAGCUAUAAAGGUUUGCUUGCCUAGUUUAACAUACCACUUCAGAAUAGCUUCUUAUUGCCAAAUGGUAUUUAUUAUUAAUUAUUAUUUAGUUAAUCCUGAUCUUACAAUACUUAGAAUAUGUUAGAAUCCUUUAUUUGAAGCAUCAGGAACACUUAUCCUAUAAGGAUAGUUCAUUAAUCAUUAAGGGAAAGAUUUAAAACCAUUGUUUAUAUCCAAAGGAAGUUUCUUUUUAGAAGACUUAAAGCAAAACUGAAUUUGAAUAUUCAUUACAAACAAUACAAUUACAAUUUUAAUAACUUUUGUUUUUUUGUUUAAAUUUUUUGAUCUUCAUUUCUUAAGAUAAAUAAUUACAUGUUUUUAAGCAAGUGAUUACACCAUUUUAAUUUAAUAUUAUUAAAAUAUAGAGCAUAUCUUGA